Messenger RNA from Wickerhamiella sorbophila, 1734 nucleotides. Its product is annotated as Phenylalanine--tRNA ligase beta subunit. Gene Ontology annotation, cellular component: cytoplasm; phenylalanine-tRNA ligase complex. Gene Ontology annotation, molecular function: magnesium ion binding; RNA binding; ATP binding. The record is from RefSeq and is a predicted model, not a curated record. NCBI's taxonomy places the organism in Eukaryota, Fungi, Ascomycota, Dipodascomycetes, Dipodascales, Trichomonascaceae. Gene Ontology annotation, biological process: phenylalanyl-tRNA aminoacylation. The coding region runs from base 1 to 1734 and encodes 577 amino acids. The transcript has a single exon.
AUGCCUACCGUCUCAAUCGACCGUGAGGAUCUUUACCAAGCUCUUGGUCGGCCCUAUACCGAAAAGGAGCUUGACGAGCUGUGCUUUGAGUACGGCCUUGAGCUCGACGAGUGGGACGAGGAUUCUGCCCGCCCUACCGUCAAGAUCGAGGUGCCGGCCAACCGCUACGACAUGCUGUCGAUGGAGGGUAUCUCCCGCGCGCUGGCCAUCUACCUUGAGAAGCAGCAGGCGCCUAAAUUCAAGGUCGUUGUGCCCGAAAAUCCUGUUACGUUGACGAUCGAACCUGAGGUCGCUUCCAUCCGUCCCUAUGCCAGUGGUGCCAUUUUGCGGGGGGUUACCUUCACCCAGCGCCGGUACGAGUCUUUCAUUGCUCUGCAGGAUAAAUUGCAUGCCAACCUGUGCCGCAACCGUUCCCUGGUUGCUAUUGGUACCCACGACAUGGCCAAGAUGAGCGGUAAUGUCCGUUACCAGGGCCGGAGACCCCAGGACAUCAAAUUCGCUCCGCUGAAUCAAACCAAGGAGAUGACUGGUCCGGAGAUUAUUGAAUUUUACAAAGCCGACCGCAAUCUCAGCAAGUACGUUCCUCUAAUUGAGGAUUCGGAGUACUAUCCCCUUUUUGUCGAUGAGAAUGACACCGUGCUAUCUUUGCCUCCUCUGAUCAAUUCUAAUGCCACAAAGAUCACCUUGGACACAAAGGAUAUCUUUUUUGACCUCACUGCUACUGACGAAACCAAGCUUGCUAUCGUUGUCGACGAACUUGUGUCGAUCUUCUCUGAAUACGCAGCUGAGCCUUUCACCAUUGAGGCCGUCAAGAUUAUCUACGCCGACGGCUCUUCGAAGCUAUCGCCAGACAUGAACCCACGCAAGAUGGUUGCCGAAGUGUCGUAUUUGAACUCUGUUCUUGCUCUGGACAAGACUCCUAAGGAGCUUUGUCAAUUGCUCGAGCGAAUGGGCCUGGGCGCUGAAUCCGAUAAAACAAACUCAGACCUUCUGCAGCUGGAGAUCCCGGUGAGCCGCCCGGACAUUCUGCAUCAAUGCGACAUUGUUGAGGAAGUUGGUAUUGCCUACGGUUUCAACAACCUCACUCGCAGUUUCCCUGGCACUGCUAAUUCUUUCGGCAAGCCGCUGGUUAUCAACAAGGUCUCGGAUAUUCUUCGCCGCGAGUCCUUCGGCGCUGGAUGGGCUGAGGUUAUGCCUCUGACACUGUCUUCUAUUGAGGAGAACUUUGACUGGAUGCGCAAACCCGACGACGGAACCGCGGUCCACCUUGCCAACCCCAAGACCUUGGAGUACCAGGUUGUCCGCACUACUUUGUACCCUGGUUUGCUCAAAACUAUCAAGGAGAAUCGCAUGCAGCCUCUGCCAAUCAAAGUCUUCGAGUCGGGCGAAGUUGCCUUCAAAGACACUACGCGCGAGCGCCAGGCGCGCAACGAACGUCACUUUGCUGCAGUGUAUGCUGGCAAGACCUCAGGUUUCGAGAUCGCUCAUGGCUUGCUUGACCGACUGAUGCAGCAACUGCGUUAUGAGCCCAACGGCGCUGACCGUGGCUACUGGCUGGAAGAGACUAAUGAUCCCUCUUACUUCCCUGGCCGUGCAGCCAACAUUGUGAUCAAGCGUGAUGGCAAGACCCAGGUUGUUGGUACUCUGGGUGUUUUCCACCCUGAAGUGUUGCAGAAAUUCGAGAUUCCCUUCGUGUGCAGCGGCCUCGAGUUGGAUGUGCGCAAAGUGAUGUAA